AUGAAAGCCUGGCUCUACACCACCACCACCAACGGCCUCGAGAAAAACCUCACCCUCCACCCCUCCGCCCGCACCCCAGCAACCCCCGGACCCUCACAACUCCUCAUCCGCGUCCUCUCCGCCUCCAUCAACCCAGCGGACUACAAAGUUCCGGAGAUGCCAAUAGUCUCUCGCGUUUUAGUCUCCAAACCUGCAUCGCCGGGGAUGGAUUUCGCAGGACGGGUUGUUUCUACCGGGCCGGAGGUUAGUGGGUUCGAGAGCGGACAGUUGGUGUAUGGGACGACUAUACCCACGCAAUUCGGGUCGUUGGGGGAGUAUAUGGUUGUCGGGAAGGAUAAUAUUGCUGUGUUACCGGAAGGAGUUGAGCCUGAUCAAGCGUCUACGGUGGGGGUUGCGGCGCAGACGGCGUAUCAGUCUCUCGUGCCGUAUGUUUCGAAGGGGCAUAGGGUGUUUGUCAACGGUGGUUCUGGGGGAUGUGGGAUUUUUGCGAUUCAGUUUGCCAAGGUUGUUGGAUGCCAUGUUACCACUACGUGCUCGUCGCGGAAUGUGCAGUUUUGUAAGGAUUUGGGCGCGGAUGAGGUUAUUGACUACACAACGGAAGAUGUCGUGGGAGUCUUGAAAGGACAAGGCCAAGUAUACGACCAUGUCAUCGACCACAUUGGUCUCCCUGAGAAUCUCUACAAUGAGAGUGACUCGUUUCUACGUCCUGGAAAGGCGUUUGUGCAGGUUGGUGCGGCGUCGAUGUCCGUUUUUGCCAACAGACUUGUCUGGCCUGGUUUCUUGGGCGGAGGGAAGCGGAAGUAUGUCAUUUUCAUGAUGAAGCAUAAGAAGGAGGAUAUCGCGCAGAUUGGAGAAUGGAUGGGCCAGGGGAAGGUCAGGGCUGUGAUUGACAGCACCUACGAGUUUGAGGACGCUGUCAAGGCGUUUGAGAAGCUUCGUACCCAACGGUCUAAGGGGAAGAUCGUUAUUCAUGUUUCUGAGUAA
Molecule: messenger RNA, 984 nt
Organism: Aspergillus glaucus CBS 516.65
Lineage: Eukaryota; Fungi; Ascomycota; Eurotiomycetes; Eurotiales; Aspergillaceae
Product: NAD(P)-dependent alcohol dehydrogenase
Exons: 1
Coding region: 1-984 (327 amino acids)
Molecular function (GO): oxidoreductase activity
Source: RefSeq, a predicted model, not a curated record